Molecule: messenger RNA, 3802 nt
Organism: Rhagoletis pomonella (apple maggot)
Lineage: Eukaryota; Metazoa; Arthropoda; Insecta; Diptera; Tephritidae
Gene: LManII
Product: lysosomal alpha-mannosidase
Exons: 9
Coding region: 316-3678 (1120 amino acids)
Biological process (GO): mannose metabolic process
Cellular component (GO): lysosome
Molecular function (GO): carbohydrate binding; alpha-mannosidase activity
Source: RefSeq, a predicted model, not a curated record
ACGCUCAGUUCGAAGCUGAGAUUUGUUGAGUACGGUUCGAAGCAGUGUAAGCGUUCUACGGCGGAAAUUGAAGAGCGCAACGAGUGCACAAUAAUAAAUAAUUUUAUCAGCGGCUUAAAUGAACUUUCAUUCUACCUUUUUUUUGUUUGUUUUGAUUUAGUUUCUUGGAUUUUGUGAUUUCCAGUUGUGACAACUGCUAAUCUUUUUUAUUGGCAUUCUAAGCUUGGCCUAUCGCGUUAUUUGUGCCCGCGUGUGUGUGUCGGUUAAAAACAUAGAUAUUCUUCGCCUGCCUCGUAGCGUUCUUAAAGGCUUAAAAUGCAUUGCACUGCAAGUGGCAGGCCAUUAUACGAUGGUGCCCUUAGGCUUUUUAUAGUUUUGUUGAUAUGCGCGGUGAAUUACAAGCUGAUUGAGUCGCACCCACUGAAUGACGGGCAAGCAACAAAAACGUCUGAAAAGAAGUGCGGCUAUGAGAGUUGCCACAAAACUAAACCCAACAUGCUCAAUGUCCAUCUAAUUCCGCACACACACGAUGAUGUUGGUUGGCUCAAAACUGUGGAUCAAUACUAUUAUGGCAGCAAAACACUCAUACAAAAAGCCGGUGUCCAAUACAUCUUAGACUCGGUGGUGCAAGAGUUGCUAAAGGAUCCCGAGAAGCGCUUCAUUUAUGUCGAAUCGGCAUUCUUUUUCAAAUGGUGGCGCGAACAGGAUGCCGAAUUGCAAGAGCAAGUGAAAAAGUUGGUAAACGAAGGACGACUGGAGUUCAUUGGUGGCGCUUGGAGUAUGAAUGAUGAGGCGACAGCGCAUUAUCAGAGCAUUGUCGAUCAGUUUACAUGGGGUUUAAGACGCCUGAAUGAUACCUUUGGCGAAUGUGGGCGCCCGCGAAUUGGCUGGCAGAUCGAUCCCUUCGGUCAUUCACGCGAAAUGGCUUCCAUGUUUGCGCAAAUGGGCUUCGAUGGACUCUUUUUCGGACGCUUAGACUAUCAGGAUAAGAUGGAGCGUUUAACAACUAAAACAGCGGAAAUGAUUUGGCGUGCCUCGGCGAAUUUAGAUGAAUCCUCCCAUCUUUUCACUGGCGCUCUCUACAAUCAAUACCAGCCACCGCCUGGUUUUUGUUUCGAUAUACUCUGCGCUGAUGAGCCAAUAAUCGAUGCCAAGCAUAGUCCCGAUAAUAAUGUUAAUCGUAGAGUCGAUGAAUUCAUCGAAAUUUCUCGAAACAUGUCCAAAGGAUAUCGCACUAAUCAUAUACAAGUUACGAUGGGUGAAGAUUUUCACUAUCAAAAUGCGAUUAGCUGGUUCAAAAACUUGGAUAAGUUAAUCAAGUACACUAACGCACGCCAGGAAAACGGUUCCACUGUAAACCUUCUCUACUCCACACCCUCCUGCUAUCUAAAGUCUCUACACGAUGCAGGCAUCAGUUGGCCCACCAAGGAUGAUGACUUCUUUCCAUACGCUUCCGAUCCACAUGCCUACUGGACUGGUUACUUCACUUCACGUCCCACACUAAAGCGUUACGAACGCAUUGGCAAUCAUUUUCUGCAGAUUUGCAAACAACUCACCGUAAUGGCGCCAAAAGUCGCCGGCGAAUUCAAUCCACAUCUCUCGUUCUUCCGUGAAGCCAUGGGUGUGAUGCAGCACCACGACGCCGUCACCGGCACCGAAAAGCAGGCUGUAGCCGCCGAUUAUGCACGUCAUUUGGAAGUUGCCAUACGCGCAUGCUCCAUGAAUACCAGAGCGAUACUCAAUCAGCUGACCGUAGACACCGCAGCAACGCACGCGGCGGAAAGUGCUACUGAAUCUGCCCGCGAAAGUGCACGCAAACCCAGAUGGGCGACCAGCGAUACUAAGAAGCAAUACAAGUUACAAUUCGAAACUUGUACGCUGCUUAACAUCAGUUCAUGCGCGGUGCCAGAGCUGGCCGACAAAUUUAUUUUGACGAUAUACAAUCCGUUGGCGCAGACGGUCUCCGACUACGUGCGCGUACCGGUGCCCGAUGUGAAUUAUCGUGUUAAGGAUUUCGAUGAUGUGACGAUAGAGACGCAAUUCCUGCCAGUGCCUACGCCUGUGCAAGAUCUUCGUUUCCGCAAGGCGAGCGCGCCGUAUGAGCUCAUCUUUCCUGCACGUGAGCUACCGCCACUUGGCUAUAAAUCGUACUAUAUAACGAAGACAGAUGAAAACCACAUGAUACCCGUGCCAGAUCCGGAAAAUGUGUCGAGUUUCACAAGCAUCGGAAAUGAGCACAUACGUCUCACAUUUGACACUAACGGCUUUCUUGUCACCGUCAUGGUCGACGGCAUGACGCGUAUCGUCAACCAAGAAUUCGUUUACUAUGAAGCUGCUAUCGGCAACAACCGCGAAUUCCGCAACCGCUCAUCAGGCGCCUACAUUUUCCGUCCCGCCAACGAUCAAGUCCGUUCAAUUUCACUGCAACCCAAAUUGAAAAUCUACCGUGGCAAUCUGGUCGAGGAAGUUCACCAAUCUUUCAACGACUGGGUCAGUCAAGUAGUGCGCGUCUAUCGCGAGCAGCCCUAUGCCGAGUUAGAAUGGCUUGUAGGUCCUAUACCAGUGGAUGAUGGCAACGGCAAGGAGAUCAUCAGCCGCUUCAAUUCAGACAUUAAUUCCGGCGAUAUAUUCUACACCGAUUCUAAUGGGCGUGAAAUGCUCAAGCGCAAGCGUGACCAUCGCGAUACUUGGAAGGUGAAAUUGUUGGAACGCGUCGCUGGCAACUAUUACCCAAUCACAACUAAAAUCGCGCUGGAAGAUGACACUGCGCGCAUGGCUAUACUGACAGACCGCGCACAAGGCGGCAGCUCGAUGGGUGCUGGUUCAUUGGAGUUGAUGGUGCAUCGGCGUUUGUUGCACGAUGAUGCUUUUGGUGUGGACGAGGCACUUAACGAAACCGCCUACGGUGAGGGCUUGGUGGCGCGUGGCACACACUAUUUAAUAGUGGGUUCAUCGAACAAAAAAGUGAGUCCUACAACGCAGGCAAUUGAGCGUACAACGCAAUUGCGGAAAUUGCUGCCCGCUUGGACUUUCUUCAGCAAUGCAGAAAAUAUAACCUACGAGGAUUGGCGUGAGAACUUUACCAAUAUUUUCACCGGCUUGCAGUUGGAACUACCCAAAAACAUACACCUCAUGAGCUUCGAGCCGUGGCAUGAGAAUGAAGUGCUCGUACGCUUUGAGCACAUACUCGAGAAAGAUGAAGAUCCCGAGCUCUCCAAGUCCGUGCAAAUCAACAUACAAAGCGUUUUGUCGAGCGUAAAAAUCGCUGACAUACGCGAAACCACACUGGCGGCCAAUGCUUGGCUCGGUGAUAAUCAACGCAUGGAAUUUGUGCCAGAUAGUCCUGAGGUAUCCUACAACGCUUAUGGCAUUUACCAAAGGUCGAUUGAUGAACAACUUAUGCUGCGCGUUGACAAGCCGCUCUUGGACGCCAAAUUCUACAAUCAGCUGGAAAGUUGGGAGGAACAAGAGCAAUUGGCGUUACAAACGAAUCGUUUGAAACGCUUAGUCGACGAAUCGCAAGAGCUGAAUCGUGUGCGUGCAGAAAAGUUACGUGUGCACAAAGUGGCACGGCAGCCAGUGGCGGAAAAAUAUGUCGAGGGUGAUGAUCGCUUCCUUAUCGAAUUGAGUCCAAUGCAAAUGCGCACCUACAUACUCACGCUGGAGAUAGCCAACUAAAGAAGCAACAACAAGUGUAGUUUAAGAAGUCAAGAUUUUAAACUUUAUCUGCUUAGUUUUAAACCGAAAUAUCGAACAAUAAAUAUAGAAGCAUAAUUUUUAGAAUGCUGAAAUCGACAAAGUA